AUGUGUUAUGCCAGACGUGGGUUGGCACAUGCCAGCUUGAAGAACCAUGCGGCAGCAAUUAGUGACUUCCAGCACGCAUCCUCAAUGCCAGCGCACGAAGAUGUAUCCAUGGUCGAGGUAUACAUCUGCAUGGCUCGCUGUCGUUUCCACCUCGGCUCUCGCUCGUCCGCGCUUCUCGCCGUUCGCGCAGCGCUAGAACUCCAACGAGACAAUCUACAGGCCAAGGCUCUGCGCAAGUGCCUCCUCAUGCUAGAGGGUCACAUCGACGACUACCAUGGCGCUCGAAAGCGGAAUCACUGGAGGACGGCGCGGGCGGCGUACGAGUCCUGUCUAGAUAUAUAUGAGGCACAGGAUUGUCCCUCACCAGUGGAGAUACGCUGUUGGGGAAUCGAGCUGCGCGUCGCGGAAAGCGACUGGGAAGGCGCUUUGCGAGCGAUAGACCUUCUCUUACAAAGGGAAACCAAGUCUACGGAAGCUAUGAUCAUCCGCGCUUUGGUCUUGUUUUGGACUGGAAAGCUGCCGCAAGCUCUUGAGCAAAUCAUCACUGUUCUCAAGACUGAUCCCGAUAAUGAAACUGCCAAGACGAUACGCUCUCGCAUCAAGACAGUUGCGCGCUUGAAGGAGGAAGGAGAUACUCUGUACAAGGAUGGUGAAUGGAAAGACGCGAUUGCCAGGUGGGACACUGCACUUGAGGUUGUAUAUGAGAACGAAAACGAGGGCCGAGGAGGGUUGCUUCGAUCGAUCCUCCUGAGCAGUAGAGCUGCCGCCAAAUUGCAAUUGAAAGAGUUCGAGAAAAGCCUCAAGGACGUUGAGGAUGCACUGAAGCUGAAUUCAACACUAUGGUCCGCUUUCCUCACUCGUGCUCGCAUUCACGCCGCUUUCGAGCUGUACGACUUGGCUUGUGAGGACUUUAGGGCAGUUCUACAGCAUGCUGCUGCAUCCAAUGUGAAGGACCUGGACGAGUUUAGAGCUGAGCUGGAGAAAACUGAGACGAUAGCGGCAAGAGAACGCAAGAAAGAGAAGGAUUACUAUACAAUUCUUGGUAUUUCGCGAGGGUGCACUCUAUCCGAGAUCCGCAAGGCCUAUCUUGUCCAGUCCCGCAAGCACCAUCCCGACAAGGGAGGGAUAGCCGAGAAAUUCAAGCUAAUUGGCGAGGCAUAUUCCGUGCUGUCUGACGAAAAUUUCCGAAGAGACUACGAUGCCAAAAGGUCCGGAAGGACCGCACAACGUCAGAAACCCUACUCCGACGACUCAUACUCGUACUCGGACGAUGAUGACUAUUAA
Molecule: messenger RNA, 1284 nt
Organism: Laetiporus sulphureus 93-53
Lineage: Eukaryota; Fungi; Basidiomycota; Agaricomycetes; Polyporales; Laetiporaceae
Product: DnaJ-domain-containing protein
Exons: 6
Coding region: 1-1284 (427 amino acids)
Molecular function (GO): protein binding
Source: RefSeq, a predicted model, not a curated record